AUGACAUCAGAGGAGAGUCAACAGACUGAGCAACAGAGGGAGUCCAUGGUCCAAGAGUUGGCAAUUUCAAAUAUCAAGUCUCCAAUGCUUUUCAGUCAAUACAAGAGCAAUGUGACACUGGAUCCCAAAGGCAUUGUGGCUCUUAACGAUAACACAUCAGCAUCAAUAUAUUAUAAUCACUGCCGUAUCACAUCGAUCAUUUCCAGUUACCAAGAGGCUGUUGGUGACAGGCAGGAUCAGCAACAACAGAAUACCUUUACACUGGAAGAUUACAAGUGUUUGAAUGAUAAGUCCGAGUGGAAGUUGUUUGCAUCAUUUGCACUUAAUAUCAAUUGCUUGCUUGAUGGAAUGAAUGUACCUGGUGCUAACGAUCCAACAGUCGAUAUUGUUCAAGACCGUCUUGCAACACAAUCAAUCUACGAGUUUAUCAACCUCUUUGUUCGCGAGUACAGCAGAUACUACACAAGAAAGAGAGUAUUGAGAAACAAACUGGACAAGUCUGUUAUUGUUAGGAUAGAGAUGCACAAAGUGUUGAGCUCCACUUUGACAACAUGCAUGGCACUCAUUGGAUUCCAACCAUCAUUCUCAAGAAUGUAG
Molecule: messenger RNA, 597 nt
Organism: Acytostelium subglobosum LB1
Lineage: Eukaryota; Evosea; Eumycetozoa; Acytosteliales; Acytosteliaceae
Exons: 4
Coding region: 1-597 (198 amino acids)
Biological process (GO): tRNA C3-cytosine methylation; arginyl-tRNA aminoacylation
Molecular function (GO): tRNA binding; arginine-tRNA ligase activity; ATP binding
Source: RefSeq, a predicted model, not a curated record